This is a messenger RNA of Melampsora larici-populina 98AG31, 705 nucleotides long. RefSeq lists its product as uncharacterized. Bases 167 to 424 code for a protein of 85 amino acids. The record is from RefSeq and is a predicted model, not a curated record. NCBI's taxonomy places the organism in Eukaryota, Fungi, Basidiomycota, Pucciniomycetes, Pucciniales, Melampsoraceae. The transcript has a single exon.
AUGGGAAAACACACCAAAUGGUUUCUUUUGAUGGCGAUAUUUGGGUAUACGAAGGUUAAACACGGAUGCAAAGCGGAGGCGGACUCACUGGAGCACAAAGGUUUGCCACUGUCAAUAGCCCCUUCGCUAUUCCUCAUGAUCAGCUUCCCAGAACGCAGAAGUUGAUAUGAUUCAAAUGAUGUUUUUUUCAGACUUGCAAACCAACUUUUAUACUUCACCUCAUUCUGAAAUUUUCGUUUUGGAUAAACAUUUUGACUGGGUAGACAAAGACGUUGAAAUAUAUGAUUAUGAAGGCAAUGUAGUCUAUCUUCUUUCUUUUAUGGAUGAUGAGGGACGUCCACUUCCGAAAGAAAGCCAAUUUACGCUAAAGAGCACCCGAGGAAAACCCAGUGUGCAAUCUGAUUCUGUGAGUUAUCCAUCCUGAGUUUGACCUUGAAUGUUGCCUUGUGUAUCUUUUACCAAGAAUCUGAUAUCUGACAGCAAUCUUCACAAAUACAAAUAUGAUAAAAUAGGCAUUUGGAUGGUGCGGAUUUGACCAUACUUACCAUGCCACCAAUGGCCUGAAUAUCGAAAUCAAAACUCGAAUGUUGUUGCCAGAUAGGUGGUAUCUCGAAGCAAAUCAUUUUGCAUAUGAAAGAUAUGUUUUCAAACGAAGCUUUAAUCGUAUCGCUGGAGAUAUUAUUGAGUCAAGUACUGGAAGAUUAG